GUGAAAAACCUUUUAAAUGUGAGUUCGAGGGCUGCAACCGGAGGUUCGCGAACAGCAGCGACAGGAAGAAGCACUCCCACGUGCACUCCAGUGAUAAACCCUACAUGUGCAAGGUCAGAGGCUGCGACAAGUGCUACACCCACCCGAGCUCCCUGCGGAAGCACAUGAAGCUGCACUGCGCCACCAACAAGGCCCACGUCUCCAAAGACGACGGCGGCGGUGGCGGCGGCGGCGACGCGCGGCUCGGUGAAGAGGACCAGGCCGCGGAGGGCAGGUCGACCCAGAUCAGCCCCCCGCACCCUCCCACCUCAACUCAGGACGUCCCCCUGUCCCCCGAGAGUCGGGACGACUCGACCCCGAGGUCACGCUUCCAUCACGCGUUUGACAGCAGCUUGGACUACCCCGUGCACAGGGCGCAGCCCCUCCUGGACCCCUUGUUGCUGCAGAGGGGCGGCUACAGGUCCCAGUCCUCCCAGUAUCCCUGCAGCCAGACGGGGCACGCGUUCCCCCAGACCUCUCGGACUUUCUCCUCCGCCUCGUCCUUUCAGAAAAGCAUCGUGAACGGAUGGUACACGUGCCACAGCGGCGUGGACUCGUUCCCACCAAAGCAGUGCAGCAACAUCCCCUCUCUUUGAGACUCUGGUGGGACACAUUCAGCUGCAGACCCCUUAUGUGUCCCCCCCCCUGCUGUAGCUUCAGACUGGCAGCUGUUUCUCUCUACUUUUUGUGAAUGUUGUAUCAGGUAGUUUGUGAGARGUCCUCAGUCACCCUGCGUUGCCAAACGUGUCCAAGCUUUUCUUUUCCUUGUUGUUGUGAGGCCUUUAAAUCUUCGGACAGGAACAAAGUUCAUCGCUUAUUUGUUGUUUAAGAUAGCCUGUCGAUUUGAUAAAGAUUCUUAAAAUACAAGUUUCUUAAUUUAAGUGGAAAUCCAUAUCUGUGUAUUGAGUUUUAUGACAUUUCUAUUCUUCUGAAAGGGUUAAAAAGGAAAAAAAAAAAAAAAAAAUAAAGCCUUGCUGAAUGUAGCCCUCACUGUAGGGGUCUUUGUUGAAUGUAAACUAGGUGUAAUGUAUGUCGGGAUGAAUAGAAAAUAUAUUCAUGAUUUAUGUAUGUCGCAAGAUGAAUAAUUAUCUGGAAGAUCUUUUUUUUUCAGUUAAAUUUCAAGAUCUAACAAGCCCCACGUGGUGGGCCUGGAGCAUGGUUUGUCUGUAAUUAAAAUACCACCAGGCUCAUCAUUAUUAUUAUUUUAAAUAUUAUUAUUAUUUUUCUUCCCUUGACUAAGUUGAAAUAUUUCGCCUCCUUCAUUAAACAUUCCUUGUACAAUAUGUAUGUUCACAUUUCUGUGCAAAGUGAGUAAAACCACAGUGUUCAUGUUAAUGGUAUAAUUAGACUCCAGUUCCACUGUACAUAAGCCUACUGUAUAAUUAAUUAUGUACCUUAUAUUUUAUUAAAGUGUCUAUAUUCUCUUUGA
Messenger RNA from Austrofundulus limnaeus, 1468 nucleotides. Its product is annotated as zinc finger protein ZIC 1. Gene Ontology annotation, molecular function: RNA polymerase II cis-regulatory region sequence-specific DNA binding; DNA-binding transcription factor activity, RNA polymerase II-specific. The record is from RefSeq and is a predicted model, not a curated record. Gene Ontology annotation, cellular component: nucleus. Gene Ontology annotation, biological process: regulation of transcription by RNA polymerase II. NCBI's taxonomy places the organism in Eukaryota, Metazoa, Chordata, Actinopteri, Cyprinodontiformes, Rivulidae.